AUGAAGCUAUUUCUUCCCUUGUUUAUGUUUGCGGCGGCGGCCUAUGCCGCAAGUCCCGAGACAUUGAUGGAGUUCCAAAUGGAUCUUCGUGACCCUUACAACCCUUUGACUCUCAGAGGCCACCCGCCCGACUGUGGUGACGAAAACGAGGGUGAGAACGGCGGGCCUGUCGGCGACAAUGGCGGAUCUCCUAGCCCGGGUCAAGGUUCGAGUGGUAGAUACAACGUCUGCUGUCGGUACAAUGGUCAACACAAUAAAUGCUAA
Colletotrichum aenigma is the source of this 264-nucleotide messenger RNA. RefSeq lists its product as uncharacterized. The transcript is spliced from 2 exons. Bases 1 to 264 code for a protein of 87 amino acids. The record is from RefSeq and is a predicted model, not a curated record. Lineage: Eukaryota; Fungi; Ascomycota; Sordariomycetes; Glomerellales; Glomerellaceae.